AUGCAUUCCCAUCUGCACACCCCCCACAAUGCCAACUGCGAGGAGAUCAUGACCGCCCUCGACGAAUGCCACGCCCGCGGCUUCCUGCACAAAGCCCUCGGCGGCUGCAACGACAUCAAGCGCGAGGUGAACAAGUGUCUCUCGCAGGAGCGGUAUGCGCGCGCCAAGCGCAACCGGGACCAGGCGCGCGAGAACCGCAAGCGCAUCGAGAAGAUCUGGGCGGACGAGAAGGCGUUUGAGAACGGAUGGAGCGGGUCGGCGCAGGGUGCGUCCGCGGAGAAGUAG
This is a messenger RNA of Aspergillus terreus NIH2624, 285 nucleotides long. RefSeq names its product COX assembly mitochondrial protein. The record is from RefSeq and is a predicted model, not a curated record. Gene Ontology annotation, biological process: regulation of DNA-templated transcription. Gene Ontology annotation, molecular function: DNA-binding transcription factor activity. Bases 1 to 285 code for a protein of 94 amino acids. The transcript has 2 exons. Gene Ontology annotation, cellular component: mitochondrion. Lineage: Eukaryota; Fungi; Ascomycota; Eurotiomycetes; Eurotiales; Aspergillaceae.